This is a messenger RNA of Octopus sinensis (East Asian common octopus), 2596 nucleotides long. RefSeq names its product H/ACA ribonucleoprotein complex non-core subunit NAF1-like. Lineage: Eukaryota; Metazoa; Mollusca; Cephalopoda; Octopoda; Octopodidae. The record is from RefSeq and is a predicted model, not a curated record. Gene Ontology annotation, molecular function: RNA binding. The transcript is spliced from 9 exons. Gene Ontology annotation, cellular component: sno(s)RNA-containing ribonucleoprotein complex. Gene Ontology annotation, biological process: box H/ACA snoRNP assembly; pseudouridine synthesis; ribosome biogenesis. The coding region runs from base 316 to 2499 and encodes 727 amino acids.
GAGGAAGCACGUGUCGUAUGUUUCGUUGGGUCCCAGAAUGGUUCUGUAAUUAUACUGUCCUGCUCUCUAAGAUCACUGCUUAAAAGGUAAAUUUAAUUGCAGUUUUGAAAUAUAUCCGGAUAGCUAAAAGGGAAAAAAAAAAACGUUACGAAACGACAUACAUGUUUGAUAAACAAAAUUCAAAUUAAACUUAUUUUUGUACGAUUCUGCUACCUUGAAAAAGAGAAGCAAGUGUUUAGUCGUUCACAUGGAUAUUUCUUAACUUUGUAAAGUCUCUUGUUGAUUAAAAAAAGUCUUUGUUAGCGUUUUCCCAACAUGGAUGUAAACGAUCCGACAGAAUCUACUUUUAAAGAUGUUAUAUUAACAGAAGUUAGAGAUACUAACGCGGAAUCAACGAUGGAUGUUCCAAGUAACACCGGAGAAAAUUAUAGCUUGGAAGAUGAUGAUACAACGGCAAAUGACGGUAAUGAUAAUCCGAGAAACGACGGUGUUAACGAAGUCUCUGUCACACCUUUAUCUAACAAAGAUGUUGAUAACAAGAAGAUUCACACAGUUGUUAACGAAGAAUCCGUUGCAGCAAGUGUUGCUGACGAAGAAAAUAUUGUUGAACAUGUUGUUAAUGAAGAGAAUACUCUUAAUGUUGGUAAGGAAGAGGGAAUUAUCAGCAAUGCUACCAACGAAGUUGACCAUUCGAAGACUGACAACCCGGUUACCAUGGGUGCAGAGAAGAAAUGUGAGACGUCGGAGCAGAAUGCAGCUAACGUGGACCUUCAUUUAGAUGCAAAUCACACAAUUUAUCGCUCCAGUAAUGUUGAUGACGAAUUGACUUCGGACAGUGAUAGCGAUUCCUCUUCAUCUCUUAGUUCUUCAUCGUCAAGCGACGAGGAGGAACCAACGAAACCAAAUGUGACAGAAAAAUGCCCAGAGGAGAAGAAAACUAUUGAAAAGCCUAAAGUGAAAGGAGAAUUAAGUAUUGAGGAUCUUCCUCCUAUUGAAGAACUGAAGAUAACUGCAGACGACAAUGUGGAGCUUGUAUGUGUUGGGUUGAUUUCCACUAUCAUAGACACACUUGUUGUAAUCCAGUCUCUUGAUUCGGAAACUUCUCCACUCAACGAUGACAGCAUAUUGUUUCUAGAGGACCGAACCUCCUUGGGACAGGUGUUUGAAAUAUUUGGUCCUGUACGGAACCCUUUGUAUUCUGUUCGGUUUAACACCACUCAAGAUAUCGAAGAAAAGGGUUUGAAAGUUGGCACAGAAAUUUACUAUGCCCCUAAAGAGAUGAAGUAUACAAACUACGUGUUUGUACAGGACUUAAUGAAACAAAAGGGUUCUGAUGCAUCUUGGGAACAUGACUUGGAACCUCCAGAAAAGUUCUUAGAUUAUUCUGACGAUGAACAAGAACGUUUGAUGAAGAAGAAUAAAAAGAAACCCCAUGAUGACAAUUCUGAAAGUGAUGAUGCGAACAAGGACGGUCAAAACCAGUCACGCCGAAAGAAAGAUUCCAACAAUCCAUUCUAUUUGAAAAAUAAAUCUCCAGUGACGCAGAAGAAUAGUAGAAACUACAAGAAGAAAUCUGAGGGUGUCAGUCAUCAAGGCCACCGAAAUGAACAAAAAUCCAGGCCACAACAAUCCAACAAUUGGCAUUCUAGUGCUUAUACCAGUUGGCCACCAAAAGAUCCAAAACCUCAAUCUUUUCAAGCCUCUAGCAAUAGGUUUCCAAACACCUUUGGCAACAGACCUCUAAAUCCAUCUAACAAUUGGUCCACAAAUCCGCCUAACCAGUGGCCCUCAAAUCCUGCAAACAGUUGGGGCCAAACUGGGACCAAUAACUGGCCUUCUACAAAUGCUCCUAACAAAUGGCCAAAUACUCCAAACAAUUGGCCUCAAGGUACUCCAAACAGUUGGUCUCAGAAUACCCCAAAUAGUUGGUCUCAGAAUACCCCAAAUAAUUGGUCUCAGAAUACCUUAAACAGUUGGUCUCAAAGUACCCCAAAUAACUGGUCUCAGAAUACCCCAAAUAACUGGUCCUCGAAUGUUCCAAACAAUUGGUCCCAAAAUAAUCCUAACACUUCAUUCCAAAAUACCCCAAACAGUUCAACUCAAAUGACCCCUAAUAAUUGGCCUGCACUGAAUAGUUGGACCCAAAAUAAUCCUAAUAGUUGGUCUCAAAAUACUCCAAACAUUUCAGCACAAAAUAUCCCUCAGGGCUCAUCACAAAUUAAUCCUAAUGCCUGGUCUUCAAAUUGGCCUACCAAUUGGUCUUCAAAUCCUUUUAGCGUUCCCCCACCAAAUACUUUGAAUAGCUCCUCCUCAAAUUCCACAAGCCAACCAUCUUCCACAAUCCCAAACAACCCACCUCCAAAUGCACCAAACUGGACUCAAAAUUCACAAUCAUCUUUUGCUCAGACACAAGGAUUUCUUCCCAAUAACAACCAGUGGCCUCCUCAACAAGCAGGCAAUGUUAAUUCUUGGACUAACAAACCAAAUUUUAAUUCCUAAAUACCAGAAGGCUCUCAAUCAACGAGCAACGAUGGAUGUAAUUUGCUUAAUAAAUAUCCAAGGUUCAGCUGCAUUCGUCUGAUCUUGCUUGAACAAA